AUGGGAGAUGGAAAUCAACAACCCCCCUCCGUCGACUGGGCCAGUGCGGAUAUCACAAGUAACCCUGCUAUGCAGUAUCCCCUCGUGCUGUCAUUAGCGGAGAAGCCGGUCGCGACAAGUGAAGGCUCCGACCUUUCAACAGGUGCCAUCGCCGGUAUCGCGAUUGGAUGCUUUGCCGCAGGUGCACUGCUGGCUGGAGCCAUUCUGUGGUUUUGCCGGCGCCGAAGAAGACAGCCCAAGAAUCAAUAUCCCCAGCCGGACACAUAUGCGUUGGCUUCGCAGGAAAAAGGGUUCUCCGCCAGUGCUAUACCGUUAGCCGGAAAACGAUCAUCUGUAGCUGCUCUGGGUGGUGGACUUCCUCAGCCCUUGGAAGACAAAGCCAUCUCCGGCGAUGUCUCGAAGAUAAGCAAUGCCAUCAAAAACCAUGUCCAGAGUUACUACCACACCAGCCGUGUCAACCCUGGUCUCAUCGACUAUGAAGACCUUCACGCACUAGGACCAGGUCUACCAGUCUCGGUAGGAACGCUCACUACAUUGAUCGGAAAUGCUGCAACUCGAGAGAUUGCGCUAAGGUUCAUUAUCGCCUGGGUGAUCGUCUCGAAACUUCAACCCUCCAAAGAUCCCUCAAAGAGUCUCUUGCCGUCCGAAGUUGCGCAAUGUUACCAAGCUGUCGCAACUGGAGAUCGUGGCUAUCAAGCUCAAAUAUCAUUGAUGGCGCGCUGGCGGGUCAUGACUGCAGAGUUGAUGCAGGCUAGCUACAUUCGCAAUCCCUUCGGUCCUUCCGACAGUCGACAUGCAAGUAUACAGGCAACGCUUGCAACACUAGACAACGUUCUACAGCCAUACGCGGACUCUCGCAUGAACAAUGGAGAGCGCAAGCGGAAUCUUGAGGAAGUACUGAAGCGGGCUGCGCUUUUCGCUUUCACGCUGUUUUCCCAGCCUAGCGCAUGGGAAUUCGAGUGGCAGGAGGAACAAGGUGUCACGUCAGGGGACUUGUGCAUUUUCCCCGCUCUUGUGCAAGUAGCGGACGAGGCUGGUAAUCCAGUCAGUCCGCCGCGGCCUUUCAGCGAGGCUGUGGUGAGACGGUUGGAUGCAUGA
Messenger RNA from Alternaria triticimaculans, 1098 nucleotides. RefSeq lists its product as uncharacterized. Bases 1 to 1098 code for a protein of 365 amino acids. The transcript has 3 exons. Lineage: Eukaryota; Fungi; Ascomycota; Dothideomycetes; Pleosporales; Pleosporaceae. The record is from RefSeq and is a predicted model, not a curated record.